AUGCCGCCCAUCCGAGUCGCACAACAUGCGCGCCCGGCGCCCGUCGAGCCGCACCACGCCUUCACCUUCCCUAAGGAUCACCACCUCGUUAUCACCACCGAAACCAACGUCUGGUCCUGGGACCAUCGCGGCCUGACCAACGCCUUCAGCUCGGCCUCGGCCGGCAUCCUUGCCGCCAAAGAAGCAAAGGAUGGGAGCGGCUUGCUUGCCGUCGCUGACGACCAGGUCGUUGUGUUACACGACGCAAAUCGCGGCAUGAACAGGAGCUACAGGCUGAAGGGAACCGAUGGCCAAGUGCGUCUGCUAGAGUACUCCAACGACUCCAAGAGCCUGUUCUUCACCACCACCCUCCAAAACGCCGUCCAGUCCUACUCGCUGCGCCAAGCCACCCUGCUUGAGCCUUCACACACCCAUCCCUCCCCGCCCACCGUAUUGGCUACUUCAUCCACCUCGCACCUGCUGCUAUCGGCCUCUGAGAAGCCCCCGACCAUUUUUCUGCAGAACUUGACGUUGCGCACCCCUGCCCUCCAGCUGCAACCCCGUGCCUCUUCCUCUGCCGUUGAGGCUGCGGCCUUCCAUCCCGAGCGCCCCAAUGUCUUCUUGCUCGCCUUCAAAGACGGCACGCUGGCAGCCUACGAUGCGACACGCAUCCUGGGCAAAGCUGGCCGUGGUGGGUCAGGCGGAGAAGUCGGUCGCUUCAAGGGCCUGCACGCCGUGACCAAUCGCGUCACUGCCAAUCUACGCGCUGAGACGGGCGACGAUCAGAACGUGAUCGGGGACCAGUCCGUCAGCAUUACCUCGGCCGCCUUCUUGCCUGGACACAGGUCGCGCGCUGUCAGCGUGGGUGCUGACGGCCGUUGCCGGCUAGUUGACUUCGAGUGCGGUGGGAACAUUCUUCGAACGUGGCAUGCAAAGGGCCCGGCUACCAGCCUGUCGGUUCUCUCUGUACGACAGAAACAGGGCCAGCUAGCUCGGGCCGCUGCCAAUAGGGCUGAAACCGGCGCCAUUACCAACACUCUGGCGGUUGGCCGCGAAGAUGGCAAAGUCCUGGUCUUCGACUCCGUGGGGAUUCUUCUAGUCGAACAGACUGUCGACGCCUCAGCUGGUCGAAUCAUCGAUGUUCAAUGGAUGAAAGGCCCGAGUUUGAAGCCUCAUUCGAAACCAGCAAAAGUUCGUGCUCAGCAGGAUGCCGAUGUGACUGGAGACGCCCCAGUCACUUCACCUCCCCUCGCCGAAGGGCCUGACUCAGCUGUCGAAGAAGACGCCGAAGAAUUCCUCGAUGACGACAGUGGGACGGUAUACCACCGCCCAGUUGAAGCACCAGAGCAGCGGCCCCAACUCAACGCCAUGAAUUACAUGGAUCUCUUCUCCCCCGUUAAGCAACCCCCGAAGAACUCGCCACAGCGUCGCAGUCCCCGUCCGAGGCCACGACCACGCAUUCUCAGCUCUACCUUUAGGCAAAGCUCUUCAUCACACCAAACGACACCUCCGCGCCUGAACCUUAUUCCUCAACUGAAGCCUGAGAUAGAGGACGAGAUUGCAGUAAAGCGGCCGUCGUCGCCUGCGCAUCUGUUCAAUGCUUUUCGGCGCAGCCUUGCUCCUGAAGCCAAGUCGCCAAGCAAACUCCCGUCUCCUACCAAACGAUCCGGCUCUCCGCGGCGAGCUCAUCCGUCCCAGGAGAUUAGGGUUGCAAAGACACCAUCCAGCAAAACCCCUCGCGCCCGUAAAAGCCGGAGGACUUCGGCAAGAAUGCCUGGACCACUUGCUAACGUUUCGUCGAGUCGCAAUAUUACUUCAACUUCUUCCAGCAACAGCAAAAUUCUCGCUGACAUCCGACGCCUUGGAGAAUCUGGUGGAAAGAAAAUAGCGGGACUCGCGUUGCUGGCACCUUACAUGAACCAACGGAGCACGCCCCGGAGCUCGCUUUGUGUCGAGCAGAGUGUGCAGGAGUCAGAAACAAAGCCCGAACGCGUGAAAGCGAAGGCGGCAAGCCCCGCCGACGACAUUUGGCUCACGUCAGAUGACGAAGCGCCGGCUUCACACGUAUGGUCCCGUGGCAAUAGGUUGCCUUCUCAACGGACUCGGCUCAGACGGCUUGAAAAGAUAACGUUCGUGCCUACGUCGGAUCAGCAUGCUCGGUGGCAUUCUGGAGCGUCUUCGGCUGCAGAAGAAUCGGAGGACAAUGAGAAUGCGGAGAGAAUGGUUCGACAGCCGCUUUCACCUGGUGCCGCGCUGUCACCAGGAGGACCAGUGCAUCUGCAAGAGUAUUUUCCACGUAGGAGCUCACUGGAGCACAGAAGGUCUGACAAUAGUCGAGCUGCGUUGGGCGAUCUUGGCAACAACAAGGUGCGCAGUCCUGAUCUGCGCAAUGGACGGAAGAGUGGAUUGGGCAUCUCGGGACUUGGUGAAGUUGUUCACGGAGAACAAAAGGACGAAAAUGGCUGCGAGUGCGGCAAGAAAUGCUGCGCUGCUCUGCGCAAGGACGUUCAGAACCUCGGUGAAGAGUUGCGCCUUCUGCGAGAAGAGAUGGCGGAGAUGAGGUUCUUGAUGGGUCGCUGA
Molecule: messenger RNA, 2559 nt
Organism: Lasiodiplodia theobromae
Lineage: Eukaryota; Fungi; Ascomycota; Dothideomycetes; Botryosphaeriales; Botryosphaeriaceae
Product: Cell surface protein
Exons: 2
Coding region: 1-2559 (852 amino acids)
Molecular function (GO): protein binding
Source: RefSeq, a predicted model, not a curated record